UUUAAAAUGGAUUUCAAUUUUUCAUUUUUCCUGCCAUGUAUAUUGAUGAUCCUGACCAUUAGUGGCAAGACUUGUGCUGCCAAUAAUUUAACCACUCAGAAUAAUUUCUCAGAAACACAAGUAUUGCAAGAUAAUCGAUCAGGGAAAGGAGACGUAAACUGUGUACACACCUGCCUUGGAAACGAGACAUCUUUUCUUUGCAUGUGUGAUCUGCUUCCAACUGUUCACAUUCAUUGUUUGCCUAAUGGAAAAAUCAGCCUGUUGUGUGAAACAGGUGGCCAAUUCAAUGACAAUGUUCAUUGGACUCUGAAUGGAAAUCCUGUAAGUGAUGGCUGUAUCAAGGAUAAUGGCACUAGAAUUAUUUUGGAAAAAGGUAAACAUGGCAAGUACGUUUGCCAAAAAGGAAAUCACUGUAAGAGUUCUCCUGUUGAAAUGAAAUGUGAUAACGGGGAUCUGCUGCAAAAUCCACUCUUCCUGUAUGUCCUAACAGCCUGUGGAGGUGGUGCAGUUUUGCUAGCCGUCACAGCCUCACUGAUCACAUGUUGCUGCAUGAAAACCAAGCACAACUUUGUUCGGGUCCCUGUGGAAGACGAAAAGGAUGAGGGCAUAACCAUGUCUGCCAUUUCUAGUGAAAGACCAAAUCCUCCUCCUAAUGGAGACCAUUGUGAAAUUACAGAUGUUCUUGUUGAUAGUACUCCCAAUACUAGUGCACAAACCUGUGAAACUUUCAAACCGGACCAUAAGGAGGAUCCAAAUCCUCCAGUGGGACCUGAGGUGAAAUCAGAAUGCAGAAAAGAGGAGAAAGUGGGGACAGAAACAGAGUUCCAAGAGGACACAAUUGACAAUGCAGCCCAGGAAGUUAUAGACGACUGUUUUCCUGAUCCUAUUGUUGCUUGAUCCAGUGUGCUCCUUUUCCCUUCUCCAAGUCUGGGGAACUGGGGCUUCUUCAUUCCAAGCUUUCUCAGAAUAGUAUAAUGUCCUUUAUAAAUUACUUACCUGCUAAUAGCAUAAGUCUACAAACCAUUUGAAAUUAGCCCCAAAUGUGGUUUUCUUCUGUGUUCCUAUUCCUAAGGGCAUUUAUAGAAAUGAUAUGGAUAUGAGAAAUCUAAAUAUCAGAUACCCUUCUCCCCAAAUUGGAAUAAUUUCUCUACCAAGUUAAUGUUUGGCCUUCAAGUCCCCAAGAUUCCUAGUUCAUCUUAAGUAGACAUACAAAUGAUGAAAUUCUUUUGAGGAAUUCUAGCUCUUUUUACAUUGAAAUCAGAAUCAAGAAUUCUGUAGAAAAUUCUAGAGCUGGUUUUAAGCUUCCUUGCUGAAAUGUUUAGCUGUUGCAGAUUUUUGUGAUUAAACAUGUCUAUUUUACUUCUGUGCUAAGUGUUUACAUGAACCAAAACUGGUUCUUGAACCACAAAAUCCAGGGGUUAGCAGCAGGCUCCUUAAGCUACACAGGAUGUUCUCAAACUGCCUAUGACAUUUUGGGUGUUCUGCAUCCUCUUUCAACAGCAGUCCAUACACCGAUGUUUGGGCCCACAAUUUUCAAAAGCCAUCUGAAUUAUGAACAAAAACCCUUUCACCACAUUUUUAUAACGCUGAGGGUGAGGAUUCUAAUCAUAUAUUUCUCUUGAACAUUUGAAGAGAAUUAUGCAAAAGUAUUUUUCUAUACAUACUCUAGCUCUUAAUGUGUGACUAACAGGUAGAGAAUAACAGAGCAAUUCCCUCACCGCUGUUUUUGCAGAUGAUACUAUCAUCUUAAAUCCACUUUUCAGCAAUAUUUUCAUAAUUGUUCUCAUCUUUAUUUAAGAUGUGCUUUGUGUUUGUUUUAAAAAUAAAGAGUAGGUAUCUUGUGACUCUUGUUGAAUGUGAGAAAUGUUUAUAGAAGGUGCCCUACUGUGGAAUUUUGUGAACAAGUUUAUGCAAGAAGGUAAGACUUCUAGUUACAAUAGCUACCGGUACGAACAGCUUAAAGGACCGGUGCUUCAUGCUUCUAAAACCAUCCUCCAUUUUCUGAAGGGCAAAACCAAGAGAAGUAAUUGCCCCCAUAUUGUCUUGUGUAUUUUCUGUAAAUGUCAGAUCAACCACUGUGGCAACUAUGAUGCUGAACAUGUUUGACCAUUGAUCUAAAUCAGCAACAAUUUUAUGCUGAUCUUGCCAUAAGAAAAAAAAAAGAAUUAAAGCUUUUAUUUUUUUAAAUGACAUAGGCUUUAAUUUCAUGAAAACCUGAAACUAAGGCUUAAAACUCUUCCUUUCAGGGAACAAAAAUUUUCCAACUGCUUAGUCUGCUAUCAAAAAAGAAAUGCAGGAGUGUCUACUAUAGUAUGAAUUGGCUGUAGGUGUUUCCAGUGCACUUAAAAAAAAGAAAACAACCAAACAAUUUGGUGAUGACAAAUACAGCUUUGGCAUCUACUAUAACCAUCAUUUAAAGCAUUGUACACUGAAAGAUUUUAAGAAUAAUAAACAAGAGGCAGAAUAAAGCUGUUUUUUUCCCUUCUACUUUAUUGCCAUCCAACCCUUUCUAGGGGCUAAAUGUUUAUGCUUUUUCUUUUCAGAAAAACAUGGUAUGUAAACAGGACAUGUAAUAAUAGUUACCUUGAUUGCAAAGUGUAUUGUACCACUUGUAUAUAGUUGCAGGAUUUUCUUUUUUAUCUUCCUAAAGGCUUUAAGGUAGAUUUGGCCAGGCUCAUUGGGGGGUUAUACAAUUAAGAGUAUUAAUUAGGAAAAAGUAACUAAAUCAAAAUGAAAGUACUCUGGUGAUACACAUUUUUAGAGGACCCCUUGGACAAUAAAACAGACACUUCCUGCUUUUUGAAUGAGGAGCAUCUUUACUACACCAAAGAAGAUGCAAAGAACACCCAGGCACGAGGUAGCUUUGUAUAUUCUGUUGAAUAGCUAUAGCUUGCUGCUUUGCUCAAUUCCCUCCCCCUUACCUUAUAUUGCAAUAAUACAA
Messenger RNA from Thamnophis elegans (Western terrestrial garter snake), 2941 nucleotides. RefSeq lists its product as uncharacterized. The transcript is spliced from 6 exons. The record is from RefSeq and is a predicted model, not a curated record. The coding region runs from base 7 to 897 and encodes 296 amino acids. Lineage: Eukaryota; Metazoa; Chordata; Lepidosauria; Squamata; Natricidae.